This is a messenger RNA of Pyricularia oryzae 70-15, 1113 nucleotides long. RefSeq lists its product as uncharacterized. The record is from RefSeq and is a predicted model, not a curated record. Lineage: Eukaryota; Fungi; Ascomycota; Sordariomycetes; Magnaporthales; Pyriculariaceae. The transcript has a single exon. Bases 1 to 1113 code for a protein of 370 amino acids.
AUGACUACCAUCAUUGACAUCAUCGGCGUCGUCUCCGGCGUGGUGGGCAUAAUCCAGUUCGCCCAGGACGCUUUCCCCCAAAAGCAAAAGCCCGGCUCCAGCGUGCGCAUCGCAGUUGGACUCGACGCAAGCGGCGGCCUGGACAACGCCGGCGGCAACGUGCCGGGUGUCGCCCUCUUCAACGAGGUGGGCGGCUUCCUUGGCCAGUCGCAAAAGAACGGGCAGGUCCAGGAUGGCAACUUUGCAGACCUCACGGUGACGCAGAGCAGCGGGCAGCAGGCCACGUACGGCCUGUUCCAGGCCGGCCACGACGCCGUCUGCAUCGCCUACACCACCAUCACCUGGCCCGACGGCAACCAGUACGCCCUGACCGGCGACUGGGGCGAGGCCUGCGGCGGCAGCUGGUACUACAGCAACAUCUACGUCCAGAGCUCCGGGUACAAGCCCAAGUGCAUGUGGAUCGACGCCGACGGCAACCAACCCCAAACAGGGUUCCAGGUGCAUUUCCCGGAAUUCCGCAGCGACUCCAGCACCAUGCCCGCCGGCAAGGACGUCAAGACCCUGUGCAACAGCAAGGCUCCCUUCCAGUAUUUCACCACGGCCGGGCCCCAGACCAUUGACUACUGGAACGCAGACGGCAAGACGACCUCUCAGUCCACGGUACCAUCUAAGCGUGACGUCGGUUCUCAAAUCAACCGCCGCGCCGCGGCCGCCGCCCGCCCCUCCGCCAUCGUCAUCACCAACGGGACAGACCACUCGGUCAAGGAGCUGUGCGGCAGCAAGACGUCGAGCGGGCCCGAUCUGUUCAACCUCAUCGAAAGGUCAUCCUGCCGCAUGAGCGACAAGACAAUCUUCCCGCAGUGCGAUGCCACGGUCAAGGACAACUGCUUCAACGUCGAUAGCACGCAGCUCAUCGUCGGCGGCAAGGCCGCGCGGUCCCCCUACGAAGUCGUCUGGGACUGGAAGACCGCCGGCAAGACCUUCACGUCAAAGGUUGCCACUUCUGCCAAGAUCGCCGCGCGCGAGCCCUACGCGAAACCCCAGGAGUACAACAAUAUAAUCGACUGGAGCGUUGCCGGAAAGGUCGACAUUGAGCCCGUCAAGUCUACUUGA